UAGCUGUGACGUAACGGAUGACGCAUGGCGGCAACGACCCACCAGACCAGAGGCGGCCGUGGGGCAGUGACUGAACAAUCGGCCUGCUGCAGCGCCUCCACGACGCAGCUGCCCCGAGAUGCGGCCCUGGGGCGCGGUGCCGUCGCUGUCGGCGUGGUGCUGGUGCCUGGCUGCGGUGCUGCAGCUGCAUGCGCCACUGUGCGACGGUCUGCGGGCCCUGGCGCUGUUCCACUACCACGGCUACAGCCACUGGGUGAUGUUCCGGCCACUGCUGCUGGAGCUGGCCCGCCGCGGCCACCACGUGACCGUGCUCUCUCACUUCCCCCAGGACAACGCACCGCCUACCUACGAGGACCGCAGCCUCAAGGCCGCCGUGCCUCCCAUCGUCAAUACCUUCUCUUUCGACUUCGCGAUGAGCUCCAGCAUGAUUAAAUUCAUCUGGUUCGAGAUGCAGUCCUUUUGCAGGCCCAACUUCGAGCAUCCGGUCACCAAAGAGCUGAUCAAAAACAAGGAAAAGUUCGACGUCAUCCUUCUCGAGGUGUUCGGGCCGGACUGCUUCGCAGCCUUCCACCACCACCUGGGGGGAGUCCCAGUGGUGGGGAUGACGAGCAGUGUGAUGCUGCCCUGGGGAAACUCCCGCGUGGGCAACCCCGACAACCCGGCCUACAUACCCAACUACUUCAUGCCCUUCAGCUCGCGCAUGACCUUCUGGGAGCGCCUCGCCAACACGGUGUCCACCUUUGCCACGAGCGUCGGCUUUGACCUCUUGGUUCCAGGAUCAGUGGACGAACUGAACAGGGAGUAUUUUGGGAACGAAGUACCAAAGACGCUAGAUCUGGUGAAGAACCUCAGCCUUUUGCUGGUGAACAGCCACUUUAGCAUCAACUUUCCUCGACCGCUGGUGCCGAAUGUCGUAGAGGUCGGCGGCAUACACGUUCCGACAACUGCGAAACCACUUCCAAAAGAGCUGCAGCAGUUCCUGGACGGGGCGCCCGGAGAGACCGGCGCGGUGCUGUUCACGUUCGGCUCACUGGUGCGGGCGGACACACUGCCCACCGACACGCUGCUGGCGUUCGCCGAGGCCUUCCGCCAGCUGCGGCCGCAGCGCUUCAUCUGGAAGCUGGACGCGGCGGCCGCUGCCUCCAGGGGCGUCGCCCUGCCGGACAACGUGCUCGCCACCACCUGGCUGCCGCAGUUCGACGUCCUCAGCCACCCCAAGGUCCGGGCGUUCAUCUCCCACGGCGGGCUCAUGGGGACGCUGGAGGCGGUCCACUGCGGAGUGCCGGUGCUGGGGAUCCCGCUGUUCGCCGACCAGAAGCUCAACGUGCCCAACAUGGUGCGCCACGGCGUCGCCGUCCAGCUCGACAUCAACCACAUCACCACUGACCAGGUCGUCGACGCACUGCGGAAGCUCACCGCCCCAGGAUCUGAGUACUGGACGCGGGCCAAGCAGGUGUCUGCACUGUUCCGGGACCGCCCCCGGCCGCCGCUGGAGGAGGCAGCGUACUGGGUGGAGUACGUGGCCCGGCACCAGGGGGCGCCGCACAUGCGGUCUGCCGCACUCGACCUGUCCUGGUACCAGUACCUGCUGCUGGACGUCGUCGCCUUCGUCGCCCUGGCCGCCGCCGCCGCGCUGGCCGUGCUCUGGCUCCUCUGCAGAAAGCUGAUCUCUCUGGCGCUGCCGCCCACAAAGGGGCCGCGCAAGGCGAAAGCGUCGUGAGGAACUGCAGAGCUGACUCCAAGACGUCACGUGCCGUGAGGAGCAGAAGACUAGUUCAUCGGUGUGCGGACAUUUGCCACGCCGGACAUUUGCCACGAUUUUACCUGCUCCGAAGGGUUGGGUCCCUUGCCUCCUCCUCCUCCUCCUCCUCCUCACGGCUUACUGAGCCUUUCCGCUGUUUCA
Schistocerca piceifrons (Central American locust) is the source of this 1903-nucleotide messenger RNA. RefSeq names its product UDP-glucosyltransferase 2-like. The transcript is spliced from 7 exons. Gene Ontology annotation, molecular function: UDP-glycosyltransferase activity. The record is from RefSeq and is a predicted model, not a curated record. NCBI's taxonomy places the organism in Eukaryota, Metazoa, Arthropoda, Insecta, Orthoptera, Acrididae. The coding region runs from base 119 to 1720 and encodes 533 amino acids.